This is a messenger RNA of Cyprinodon variegatus (sheepshead minnow), 2517 nucleotides long. Its product is annotated as A disintegrin and metalloproteinase with thrombospondin motifs 18-like. Gene Ontology annotation, cellular component: extracellular matrix. The coding region runs from base 1 to 1101 and encodes 366 amino acids. The transcript is spliced from 8 exons. Gene Ontology annotation, biological process: extracellular matrix organization. The record is from RefSeq and is a predicted model, not a curated record. NCBI's taxonomy places the organism in Eukaryota, Metazoa, Chordata, Actinopteri, Cyprinodontiformes, Cyprinodontidae. Gene Ontology annotation, molecular function: metalloendopeptidase activity.
AUGUCUAAGUUGUUUCCCAAAGGUCGCAUCUCUUCAAAGGCCAUCUGUCUGCAGGACCAGCGCACCCAGGUCAACUCCAGCAUGUGUAAUCCCCACACCAGACCCACACUGGGCUCCCAUCUCUGCAACACGCAGCCCUGCCCGGCCUACUGGGCCACGGGGGACUGGGGGCCCUGCAGCCGCUCAUGUGGAGGAGGCCAACAGACCAGGGCGCUGCGCUGCAUGAGGAAGGUGACCUACCAGAGGGAGGAGGUGGCGGCCCACUCCCUCUGUCCCGUUAUCUCUCCGGCCCAAAUCCAGCCGUGCCGCACCCAGGCCUGCCCGCCGGAGUGGAGCACGGGAUCAUGGUCACAGUGCUCUAAAUCCUGCGGCCGUGGAUUGAGGAAGCGGACCGUGUUCUGCCGCAGCACUGAUCCAGGGGCCACUGCGGUGGUGGUGCCCGACAGCAUGUGCAAACAGCACCACAGGCCAAAAGCCCAGGAGACGUGCGUCCUACGGAGGUGCCCCAAGAACGACAGACUUCAGUGGAUCCCGACGCCCUGGGGAGAGUGUUCCAGGUCCUGUGGCUCCGGCAUCCAGAGAAGAGAGCUUCGCUGCGGGGAGAGAGACUCACAGGGAGGGUACGUGCAGUAUCCUGUACGGCGCUGCAGAAAUAUUGCCAAACCUUCAGUGGAUCUGCAGCAGGUCUGCAGCCGAGCUCCGUGCCCAGAGCUCCCCCGGGAGGCCUCGGGUAGAACAACCUUCAGCGGCGGGGUGUCAGGCUGGUACCCUUCUCCCUGGCAGCAGUGCUCGGUAUCCUGUGGAGGAGGGGUUCAGACUCGAACUAUCCAGUGUCUCCAGCAAGGUCGGCCUUCAGCCGGCUGCCCGGCCCACCAGAGGCCCGUCACUUCUAGGGCAUGCAACACAAACUUUUGCCCUGCGGCUCCCCCAGCUCCUGCACCAAACCCCGGCAACCGCGUUCUGUCUGCUGGACCCAUUCUGAAAGGUGACCGCUGCAUUGAUCACUUCAACUGGUGCCACUUGGUCCCCCAACAUGGCGUCUGUAAUCACAGGUUCUAUGGACAGCAAUGCUGCAAGUCCUGCUCCAGCAAGAAGCCGUAGAUCUUUUGAUUCUCCUCAGUCUGAAAGAGGCCUCAGCCACAGAAACCAAUCGGGAGCCAUCGCUCAUUACACACAGAACUGUGCCUAAAGUUGUGUGUUUUCCUCCUGGAGUGCUAGACUGACGCAAGCAGUGAUGAUGAACAAGAGACAUUGCAUAGACUCGGUUACAGAGAGCAAUGCAACUCCUGCUGCUCCCCUGCCAAAGCAACCACAUGAACAGUUUACCUUUGAGACCUCUGAAACUAGAACCGCAUCGUUAAAAUCAGACUUUUGAUUUCUCACAUGUUGUAUAUUUAAAGGCUUCUGUUAUGUUUCUUUUAAGUUAUUAUGGUUCGUUAUACAUCGUUUUCUAUUUUGUUCAUGGCGACGUGUUACUCUGUUCUGCUAAACCACAGGCUUCUGAUCUAUUCACCCCUGAAUCCAUGCGAUAAGGUUUCAUUUUAUUCUAUGAGUAAUCAGUGAUCAUCAGUUCUCCUUCACAUGUUAUCUGCUCGCCCUGUGUGGCGCCACUACCGCAUCACAAUAGGACGCCUUCUUCUGUGUAUUCUAUUUGUGUUAAUGCAAUGAAAACCUGCCUCCGCUGUAAAACAUUUUAUUCAGCCUUUUUCUUUUCUGUAUAUCUGUGGUUAAAAAAAAAAAAAAAGAAAUUGUUCAUAUAUGGAUCUUCCUUUUUUUCUUGCCAGCGCUCUAUCGAUUGCCGACAAUAUGAGGUGCAUAAUGAGCGAGGCUAUCUGUGGGUGUGCGGGAGGGAAGAGAAGAGGAGGGUGAAGAGCGUGAGAAGAGGAUGAUUGCUGGGCGAGCGUGGGUGCAGUCUACAUAGCAAGUGCUUUUUAAGAGAAAACAACUUAGGUGUGUUCUUCACAGAAGUCUGGUCAAAAUUGUUGGCGCUGGUGGAGCUUCAGAUAAGAGAUGACGCACUCACAUUCAGGCUGAUGUUCGCCAAACAUGAAAGGGAAGCGAUCUGAAUGCUUCUUUAGUCAUAGACAGAGUAAUGCCUCUCUAUGCACCCCUUAUGAAAGAUGGACUAAAGGUUUAGUAGUGAGCUAACUUCUGAUCGGGAAUAAUGAGCCUCUUUCCCACCAAUAACACCGUCUGCCAACCUGACUGACUCGAUCAAUAUGAAACUCACAAAAACUAAACUCUGCCUCAUUGAGUCACUGGAGGAACAAAGAAACAAAGGAAACACUUUUUGGUGGUAGCUGGUAUAUUUUUCUAAUCCAGAGUCAGUAGUCUGGUUGAACCUGCAGCAAUUGGAGGUUGGUGACGUUUUGAACUUAACAUCAGUGGCGGUUCUAGAAAAUGUUAACCAAACAGGGACCAAUGUGCACCAAAAACAGUUCAGGGUCAAUCUGAGCACAAGGAGACGGAUCAAAUUUUCAUGAGGCCAUUGAUAAUAAAGCUAAUUAAAUAUUUAUG